Messenger RNA from Humulus lupulus (European hop), 4416 nucleotides. RefSeq lists its product as uncharacterized. The coding region runs from base 1 to 4416 and encodes 1471 amino acids. The record is from RefSeq and is a predicted model, not a curated record. The transcript has 5 exons. Lineage: Eukaryota; Viridiplantae; Streptophyta; Magnoliopsida; Rosales; Cannabaceae.
AUGGCGAAGAAGAAACGAGUGGUCCGGAAGUUGGCGCCUCGAUCGUCUGAGCAUGAUUCCAAUGGUGGUCAAGUUUCUGAGAGGAAAGAAGCAAUUGGUGAUGAGCAUUCUACGGAUGGGUUAAAUUUGAUAAUAGAUACGAUAACAGAUGGGCCAACAGUACAGGUAGCUUCAAUAACAGAAGUGGUAACAGAUGGUGAAUCUGAGAGCCUUUCGAUUCCGAUUCUUGAUCGACGGCAGAGUAGGGAUUGGGCCAAGGAAGUGGAAGAAGAAUUGGAUGAACCUUUGCUUAAGAAUGGGAUUAAGAUAGCACAAGUAGAUCCGGAGGAGGUGAAAUUUCAAGCUGCGAACUGGAGUUCUGCGGUAAUAUGCAUGGUCCUAGGAGCGAACCCACCUAUGGCGGUGUUUGAGGGUUAUAUCAAACGUAUUUGGGGCCACCUUGGGAUUGCGCAAAUUGCUCGUAUGACCAUGGGCUUAACGAUGGUGAAAUUUAAUGAUGAGGUGACUAGGGAUCUUGUUUUAGAGAAUGGUGUUCUUCAGUUUGAUAGAAAACCGGUAAUUGUUAGACCGUGGUCUGCUGAUCUAAAUGCGGUGAAGUUAAUCCGUUCAGUUCCGUUAUGGAUUAGGCUUCAUGAUUUAGGUCUGCAAUACUGGGGGAAUAAUUGUCUCAGUGCUUUGGUCAGUACAGUUGGGAAGCCAAUUAUGGUGGAUCAACAUACUAGGGAUCGCACCAGAAUACAAUUUGCUCGGGUCUUAGUUGAAAUGGACAUCAUGGAUACACCACCAAGAGUAAUUCAAUUCCUCAAUGAAAAUGGUCAGCUGGUGGAACAGGGGAUUGACUAUGAAUGGCUACCGGUGAAAUGUAAACAAUGUUUGGGUUAUGGUCAUAUAAUGGCAGACUGUAGGAAGGGGAAUAGUGAGAAGAAAGAGAGGUAUGAAGAGAAGAAGGCUCCAGUCUCUAAACCAGAGGUCCUUAUUCAGAUCCCUCCUGUUUCGUGUCCUGCUUCUCAAAUGGAACCAUCUGGGUCAGGUAAACCAGUUGAUCACAAUCAGCAGAGUGUUGUUUGGAAGACUCCUAAAAGGGCUGUUGGUUUUCGAAUGAAGGAGAUAGAUCUAAGUUCUAAAGUUGCUAAUGACCAAACUGUUGGGACUAGGUCAGUGAAUAAAUUCAAUAUUUUACAGGAAGAGAAGGGAAGCUGGAAUGUUAGAGGUCUGAAUAAUAAGGAUAAGCAGGAUUCAGUCGUGGAGUUUUGCAAGGUUAAUAAAAUUGGAGUAGGGGGUUUGUUAGAAACCAAGUUGAAAGGGAAUAAAGUUCAGGAGUUGAUGGAUAAAAAAUUUGCUGAUUGGGAUUUUUUUAGCAGUGCUACUGUGGAGGGCAGGUUAUUGAUUAUUUGGAGAAAGGUUUUUGUUAGAGUCAUAGUUAUUGCUGAGUCUCCUCAACAUGUUCACUGUGUUGUCAAAUUGACUGGACAAACUGCUACUUUUUGUCUUACCUUCGUCUAUGGUUUUAACACCAUUGAAAAUAGAAAGAAUGGAGGAAAUCCCGUUACUCAGAGUGAAUUGAAUGACUCUAACCAAUGGUAUUCUCAGGCUCAUAUUGGGGCUCUAAAAAGUCAUGGUUCGGUCUAUACUUGGACUAACAAUCAGGCUGGUUCUAAUCGUAUCUAUUCCAAGAUAGAUCACGUUUUUGUCAAUGAGGAGUGGCAUGAUCACUUUCCUAAUACGGAUGCUAGAUUUUGUUGGGAAAGUAUUUCUCAUCAUUGUUCUUGUGUGGUUUCGGCUAAGAUAACAGAGGCUAUUGGUAUUAAACCUUUUCGAUAUUUCAAUUUCUGGGCUAAUCACUCUGAUUUUAAGAGGUUAGUGGAGCAAAAUUGGAAGAAGUCGUUGGCUAGUAGAGGUCUCAAAGGGAUUUUCUUAAAGAUGAUGAGAGUGAAGCACUGUCUCAAGAAGUUUAACCAUGAAGUGAUUGGGGACAUUGGGAAGACUUAUCAGGAAGCUAAGGCUAGAUAUAGUGAAGCCAAGUUACAGGCCCAAUCCCACCCGAGAGACCUGCAACUUCAGGAGCAAGAAUCAAUUGCAGCAGCUAAUUUUGAUGCUCAAGAUAAAAUGUAUCAUAAUUUUCUUAAGCAAAGGAGCAAAAUUUCUUGGUUGAAAAAAGGUGAUUCUAAUACCUCUUAUUUUCAUGCGUGUCUGAAAAAGAGGAAAAUGGAGAACAGAAUUUCUUCCUUUAUGACAGAUCAAGCUAAAAUAAUUGAUAAUUUCCCUGAAGUGGUUCAACACUUUAUCAAUCAUUUUCAUAGCUAUAUGGGCAGCAGUAGUACAGUGAGGACCAGCUUACACAUGAACUGUUUGGAUCAGGGCAAUAAGCUUUCAUUAGAUGAUCAGAUAGGUUUGCUGAAGCCGUUUUCUUAUAAGGAAAUCAAGAGAGCUAUGUUCAGUAUCCCUGAUACCAAAUCGCCAGGGCCUGAUGGUUUUGGGUCUGGUUUCUUCAAGGAAAUGUGGUCUGUAGUAGGGGGAGAAGUUUGUGCGGCUGUGUCUGAAUUUUUUGUAACAGGUCUUAUGCCCCAAGAGUUUCAUAAUACUUUGAUAUCCCUCAUCCCUAAGCAAGAGAACCCAGCUAAAGCAGGUGAUUACAGACCAAUCGCGUGUUGUUCAACAAUCUACAAAUGCAUAUCUAAGUUGCUAUGUUCUAGACUUGCAACGGUUCUCCCAACUUUGGUUGACCAAAAUCAAGGAGCUUUUGUCCAAGGGAGAUCUAUUGCUCAUAAUGUGAUGAUUCUCCAAGAUAUAUUGAAGAACUAUAGGAGGAAAAAUACUUCACCUCGUUGCACUAUCAAGCUAGAUAUUAGUAAGGCCUAUGACAUAGUGGAUUGGAAUUUUAUUGAAGACCUUCUCAAUGCUUUAAAUUUGCCCAGUAGAUUUGUUCAACUAGUGAUGACUUGUAUUAGAAGCUCUACCUAUUCUCUCCUUAUGAAUGGUAGAAUUCAAGGUGGUUUUCAUGGGGCAAAGGGCCUCCGACAAGGUGAUCCUCUAUCACCGUUGAUUUUUGUUUUGAUUAUGGAUUAUCUUACGAGAAGGCUUCUUCAUGCUGCUCACGGUUCCCAAUUUCGUUACCAUCCUCUUUGCAAAAGUUUGAAGCUAAUAAACUUAUGCUUUGCGGAUGAUUUGAUUCUUCUUAGUAAAGGGUCCAAUAAUACUACUGGGCUUCAAAUCAAUAUCAAUAAGUCUCAAGUUUUUUUCGGAGGGGUUGCUCCUAGGGAGAAAGAGGAGAUCAUUAGGGAACUUGGUUUGGCUGAAGGUGAAUUCCCUCUAAAGUAUAUAGGGGUGCCAUUAAGACCUACUAAAUGGAAAGCUGAGGACUGUGGAAUUAUCAUCAAAAAAAUCAAAAUGAGACUGCAUUCUUGGGGUAGUAGACAUUUAUCGUUUGCUGAUAAAGUGCAAUUAAUUCACUCAAUCUUACUUGGCCUUCGAAAUUAUUGGAUGAGUACUUUCAUCCUUCCUCAAAGUGUUUCUAAAGAGAUUGAGAAACUUUGUAGAGGCUUUCUUUGGGGUUUAAAUGGGAAUAGAAGCAAAAUUAAUAUGGCCUCUUGGGAGAAAGUGUGUCUUCCUAAAGCUUUUGGAGGUCUUGGGUUCAAAGAAGGGUCCAAGUGGAAUCAAGCUAUCUUAGCUAAAUAUGUGUGGGCCAUUUCCGAGAAAAGAGAUCUUUUAUGGGUCAAAUGGGUGAAUGCUAUAUACCUUAAGGGGGUACCAUUUUGGUCUUAUGAGUUAAGGUUAGACACAAGCUGGUAUUGGCGAAAACUAUGUCGAUUGAGGCAUAAAUUUUCCUUAGCUGAGAUUUUGCAAGCAGGCUAUUCGGGUAAAUUUGGUGCUUCUAUUCUAUACAACAGCUCUCUGCCUCAGUCCCAGUUCAGUUACCACAGAGAUAUUUGGAGUAGCCUCAAUCUUCCUAAGCAUAGGUUUAUGUUAUGGCAGGUUGUGCAUACUCAUUUGCUAACUAAGGACAAUCUGAGUAAGUUUCAUUUAGUUCUUGAUUCCAUGCUCUGUCCGGUUUGUGGUGAUCUUCCUGAAUCGCAUCAGCAUUUAUUUUUUCAUUGCUCUCUGUCUAGAAAAGUGGUGGAGUUAGUGUUCAGCUGGUUGGGUUUUAGAGGGUGGCCGUUAGAGUUUGUUGGUUGGUUAUCUUGGCUCUCGCUGAAAGCUUCAGGUAUUAUUAGACUCAUCAGCAUUGCGGUUUGUGCAGCCACUUGUUAUUGUAUUUGGCUGAACAGAAACGGGUGUGUUUUUGAAGGCUGCUCUAAGUCUGCGUCUUCUAUUGCUGUUGACAUCAAGAGUAUAGUGAUCUGCAGAUUAUUUGUUAUUCAAAACAGGAAAAUGUCUAGAGUAGAAAGGAACUUUAUACAUAGACUAACAUGUAAUUAG